CGUGCGGGGCAGGGCGGGGAUGCGCAGCCGCGGCCACUUCUCUCCCGCUCCCCGCCCCGCCCCUCCCUCCAUCCCUCACCGGCUCCCCGGCUCCCGCCCCGCCCGCCCCGCCCGCCCGCCGCUCCGGGGGGGUCUCCGCCGCCGCCGCCGCCGGAAGGAGCCGCCAUUUGCCACCGCCGAGCGCACGGGCCGAGCCGAGCCGGAGCCGGGAACCCGAGCGGGGCUGGAGCCAGCUGGACGGCGAUGGGGGGCGGCCCCGCCGCAGGAGGCCCGGGGCGCGUAACCCCGGGAGCCCGGCCCGCUCCAGACCCGGACCCGCGGGGCGCGGCACCUUGAGCCCCCCCUCCCCGCCCCCUGCCCUGGCCAUGGCUGCCCGCCCCGCCGCCCCCGGGCCGCCAGCCCUCUCGGCCCCGAAAGCCCCGGAACCCCGGCUGUGGCAGCAGUGAACUGCGCUCUCAGGCCCCGAAGACCCCGGCCCGGCUCGGCUCUCCUGCGCGCGCCCCCUUCCCGGCCUUGUCCUCUCCCUUCCCCCCGCCGCCCGAGAGCCCCCCUUGCACGCCGCCUCCCGCCCCCCCGGCGCCCGGACGAUGCUCAAGUCUCGGCUCCGCAUGUUCCUGAACGAGCUGAAGCUGCUGGUGCUGACGGGCGGGGGGCGGCCCCGGGCCGAGCCGCAGCCCCGGGGGGGCGGGGGAGGCGGCUGCGGCUGGGCGCCCUUCGCCGGCUGCUCGACCCGGGACGGCGACGGCGACGAAGAGGAGUACUACGGGUCGGAGCCGCGGGCCCGGGGCCUGGCCGGCGACAAGGAGCCGCGGGCCGGACCCCCGCCGCCGCCCGCGCCGCCACCGCCGCCCCCGGGCGCGCUGGACGCCCUGUCGCUCAGCAGCAGCCUGGACAGCGGGCUCCGAACCCCCCAGUGCCGAAUCUGCUUCCAGGGCCCGGAGCAGGGGGAGCUCCUGAGCCCCUGCCGCUGCGACGGCUCAGUGCGCUGCACACACCAGCCCUGCCUCAUUCGCUGGAUCAGUGAGAGGGGCUCCUGGAGCUGUGAGCUCUGCUACUUCAAGUACCAGGUCCUGGCAAUCAGCACCAAGAACCCACUGCAGUGGCAGGCCAUCUCCCUGACGGUCAUCGAGAAGGUCCAGAUUGCAGCCAUAGUUCUGGGCUCUCUCUUCCUCGUUGCCAGCAUCUCCUGGCUCAUCUGGUCCUCACUCAGCCCUUCAGCCAAGUGGCAACGGCAAGAUCUGCUCUUUCAGAUCUGCUACGGCAUGUAUGGCUUCAUGGAUGUCGUCUGCAUAGGCCUCAUCGUGCACGAAGGCUCCUCUGUCUACCGCAUCUUCAAGCGCUGGCAGGCAGUGAACCAGCAGUGGAAGGUCCUGAAUUAUGACAAGACCAAGGACAUAGGAGGAGACACAGGGGGAGGGACGGCAGGGAAGCCGGGCCCCAGGACCUCAAGGACGGGCCCCCCCUCUGGGGCCACCAGCCGCCCCCCGGCUGCCCAGCGCAUGCGGACGCUCUUGCCUCAGCGCUGUGGUUACACAAUCCUGCACCUCCUUGGACAGCUGCGGCCGCCAGAUGCCCGUUCCAGUUCCCAUUCUGGCCGAGAGGUUGUCAUGAGGGUCACCACGGUCUGAAAUUGAACUCCAGGAGCGGGGAUCUUGCAUCAGUGCAUCGGCCAGAGAUAAGCUGUCAUGGCUGCUGGAGGUACCACCCGGACAAGGUGCUUGGGGUGCACUGCCCCCACCACUGAGGAUCUCUGUGGGCAGCCUCAAGCUGGAGACAUUGUCUGGCCUCUACUGCCCAUUGGGUAGAGACACCUGGAUGACAUUCCAGCCCCCACUGAUAGUUCCUCACGCUUAUCCUGGGGCAACCAGUGGGCAGGUGGGAAGAGCAUCUUUUCUUCCCUAGAGAACCGUCCUUACCUCAGCUCCUAGGGCCUCCAGCCCCCCCAGCUCCACCAUAGUGACUUGGUGAAGGGGGACCAAUGCCAGAAGAAAGGGGUUGUAGACGCCCCAUUCCCCACCCCAUGGCCACAGGGCAGCUGGCAAUAAGACUAGUAUACAUUGACCUCCCGUUCCCUGCAUGAGGGCGGGAGGGACCUCCCCCUGCUCCACCCCCCAUUGCAUGGGGGGAGGGCAUAAAGAAUCAUUUAUAUGCA
Messenger RNA from Prionailurus viverrinus (fishing cat), 2152 nucleotides. RefSeq names its product membrane associated ring-CH-type finger 9 (gene MARCHF9). Gene Ontology annotation, biological process: protein ubiquitination. The record is from RefSeq and is a predicted model, not a curated record. Lineage: Eukaryota; Metazoa; Chordata; Mammalia; Carnivora; Felidae. Gene Ontology annotation, molecular function: zinc ion binding; ubiquitin-protein transferase activity. The transcript is spliced from 4 exons. Bases 588 to 1628 code for a protein of 346 amino acids.